AUGCAGGUCACCAAAUCUCUCCUAGCAGUCUUCCUGCUCUUCGGCUCUAACGCCUUAGCCGCACCCACUACCGCCGAGGCAGUUGCACCUCUCGAUGAGCGCACUGCCCUUGAGAAGCCAGAGGCCAACAUCGAGGCUAGACAAGGCCCUGGCGUCAACGGGGAGGAUGAGGAUGAAGACCUCAAAUACAAAGCGGCGUGGCGCGGCGGGCACCACUGGGGCCCGCACUACGGCCCGCACUACGGCCACCACCCGCACCACCACGAGCACGGGGAUGUCGACGGCAAGGCUAAGGACAAUACCCGCAGCCCUCAGCCGUUGCCGCGAGGAGAGGAAUAUGACGGCAAAGAUCGCGGAGGACACCGCGGCGGUCACGAUGGACAUCGCGGCGGUCAUGGUGGACACCGCGGCGGUCACGGUGGACACGGUGACGGUCACGGUGGUGGACACGGUGGUGGAUAUCAUGGCGUACGCGAUGAAGGUGUACGCGAUGAAGGUGUACGCGAUGAAGGUGUACGCGAUGAAGGUGGACGCGAUGAUGGUGGACGCGGUGGUGGCAGACAUGGUGGUGGUGGACGUGGUGGUGGCGGACACCGUGGUGGCGGACACCGUGGUGGUUGGGGCGGGAAGGCAGAGAAGAGGGGUGAGGGUGAGGAGGAGUACCGUCACGGUCACAAGGGCGGGCAUGGUGGUGGACGUGGUGGUCGUGGUGGUCGUGAUGAGUAA
This is a messenger RNA of Daldinia loculata, 726 nucleotides long. RefSeq lists its product as uncharacterized. Lineage: Eukaryota; Fungi; Ascomycota; Sordariomycetes; Xylariales; Hypoxylaceae. The record is from RefSeq and is a predicted model, not a curated record. Bases 1 to 726 code for a protein of 241 amino acids. The transcript has 2 exons.